AUGCCACCCUCCCCUGACUCCGCAAGCUUAUCAUCCAACACUAGUCCCUCCAUUGACCAAUUCCGAGCGACAUCCCAAUCGCUCUCAACCACCCAAUCAGACCCAUCGCACCUUGAUCAGGGAUUAGAAAGUUUGAGCAAGCCAAACCAGACGCAGUGCAGUGCACAUCAAACAUACAUGACCGAACACCUUGCGCUAAUCGCGCCUUCUCGGCGACUUCCCCCAGAGCUUUGGGUCGAAGUUUUUACACGUUGUUCAAAAGGAGCCCCAUGUAGCAUUGUCCCCUCUGUGGACGACAGUUUCGACGCAAAGGCCGGCCCCCUGCUGCUGACCCACGUAUGCAGCUGGUGGCGUGCUAUCGCGAUAUCAACCCCCGCGUUAUGGACAACAAUACGACUGGUGCUGGCCAUGCCCCAGGCGGCUCAUUUAUCUGACCUGGUUGAUAUGUGGAUUGCGCGAUCUGGUACUCUUCCACUGAAGGUGGCAGUCCUUGAGGCGGGGAACGGUGGAUUUCGUUCUGCAGUCAAUUGGGAGGGACAUACCGCUCUCAAAAUCCUUGUUGGUCAAUCGAAUCGAUGGGCGGAUGCUUCGCUUGACCUUGCCCCGUACGAUCCCACGUGGCAGGCAUUCAAAUUCAUGAGAAACAAUUUAUCUCAGCUGCGCAGCCUUUCCAUUGACACUACUCAAAGAUCAUGGCCGACCGAUCUGGCUAUAGACAUCUUUGAAUUUGCGCAUCAGUUGUCAUCCCUUGCCUUGAACACCUACAACCCCUAUAUCCUGCUCAAGAUACCAUUGCUCAAUCUGACCUCCUUCCAUAUUCACUGGCGUGGUGGUAUUUCAUUCCAUCCUCUCGUUUUUGCAAUGAGAUCAAUGCCCAAUCUUCAAAAAUGUGUCAUUCUUUGCAAUUCAUCCUUCCAAGUCAGCGUAACCCUUCCCGACACCGCUCUUUUACACUUGACUUCCUUGACGAUAAUUUUACAACAGCCAGAUGCUUUAGCGGCAGGAUUUGAUGUUGGGAAAAUGCUCGGUGCACUUUGUCUUCCAUCCUUAUCAGUCCUUGUCCUUCGAAUCGAAAAUUUGCCAUAUUACAAGGCCCCUUGGGACCAAGAAAUCUUCAUCGAAUUUAUUCGCCGCUCUCCUGCGCUUUCCCGAUUAGCUUUGAAUUAUAGUUCAAUAUCCAAUCCACAACUUGAGGAAAUAUUGCAACAAGCUUCAACCAUCCAGCAUCUCUCUAUUGAUACCCCGGACGUUCUUAUGCAGAUCGCACAGACCCCUCUUCUACCAAAUUUACGGUCCAUCGAUGUCACUUGCGAUGAAAAUGCAUUCCCACAAAGUCUACUUCAUCUGGUGACGAGUCGGGGGUCGACUCAUGGCGGAGGUCACCCUUCUCAUCUGAGAGCUGUCACUCUCCGUUACAUUAGACCUACCGAUGAGCUGCUACGGGAGGAGUUCCUAAAAGAAGAGAAGAAGUUUAUAGAGCUUUGUUGGCGACACAACGUCUGUCCCUGCAUUGAACGACCGAUUCUUUACGAGGAGUUGUUCGACGUGUCGAUUGAUAACCCAUUUCAUUGAUUCUUAUAAGCGAUAUACACAGAAGUAUGUCAUGUUAGAAUUCAGUGGGAAUAAC
Laccaria bicolor S238N-H82 is the source of this 1627-nucleotide messenger RNA. RefSeq lists its product as uncharacterized. The record is from RefSeq and is a predicted model, not a curated record. NCBI's taxonomy places the organism in Eukaryota, Fungi, Basidiomycota, Agaricomycetes, Agaricales, Hydnangiaceae. The transcript has a single exon. The coding region runs from base 1 to 1572 and encodes 523 amino acids.